GAGGAGACGGGGGCGGUGCAGCCAGGCAGGGACUGGAGGCUGCAGGCUGAAGCGUGCUCCAUCAAGAAGGCACGAUACGGUGUCUGCUGCUGCUCACAUGUCAACACUUCAACAAAAAACAAAAAAACGAGCAAGUUCCUGAUGGAGAGGGUCUCAGCUUCUUCCUGGCGGCCGCAGGCAAACAGUGGACCCACCCUCACGGCGAGGCACUCCUGUGGACUCUGAGGAUGGCGGCAGGAAGGAGGCGGGAUGGCAGGACGGCGGAGAGGUUGGGAGUCCAUGUGCGACUGCUAGCGAUUAGCGCGCUACUGGUAGCCGAGCUUGGGGUCAACGGCCAGAACAACGAGAGGAGGGUUCUGGCUCACAUCCCAGGCGACAUCAUCAUAGGAGCCCUGUUCUCGGUCCACCACCAGCCGCCCGCGGACAAGGUGCACGAGAGGAAGUGCGGCGCCGUGCGCGAGCAGUACGGCAUCCAGAGGGUGGAGGCCAUGAUGCACACGCUGGAUCGGAUCAACGCCGACCCCAACAUCCUCCCCAAUAUCACUCUGGGAUGUGAGAUCAGGGACUCCUGCUGGCACUCUGCCGUGGCCCUGGAGCAGAGCAUCGAGUUCAUCCGGGACACGCUGGUGUCCGCCGAGGAGGAGGAGAGUCAGGGCCGCUGUCCCGCCGAAAUGGGCGGGGCGCCGCCGAGCAAGAAGCCCAUCGUGGGCCUCAUCGGACCGGGCUCCAGCUCGGUGGCCAUCCAGGUGCAGAACCUGCUGCAGCUCUUCAACAUCCCGCAGAUCGCCUACUCGGCCACCAGCAUGGAUCUCAGCGACAAGAGCUUGUACAAAUACUUCAUGAGGGUGGUGCCCUCGGACAUGCAGCAGGCCCGGGCCAUGGUGGACAUCGUCAAGCGCUACAACUGGAGCUACGUGUCGGCCAUACACACCGAGGGUAACUACGGCGAGAGCGGCAUGGAGGCCUUCAAAGAAAUGGCGGCCAAGGAGGGCAUCUGCAUCGCGCACUCGGACAAGAUCUACAGCAACGCCGGCGAGCGCAGCUUCGACAAGCUCCUGCACAAACUGCGCGGCCACCUCCCCAAAGCCCGGGCGGUGGCCUGCUUCUGCGAGGGCAUGACAGUGCGAGGGAUCCUCAUGGCCAUGCGGCGCCAGCAGCUGGUGGGCGAGUUCCUGCUGCUGGGGAGCGACGGCUGGGCCGACCGCUACGACGUGACGGACGGCUUGGAGAGGGAGGCGUCGGGCGGCCUGACCAUCAAGCUGAAGUCGGCGUACGUGACCUGGUUCGACGACUACUACCUGAAGCUGAGGCCCGACUCCAACCCGAGGAACCCGUGGUUCCCCGAGUUCUGGCAGCACCGCUUCCAGUGCAAGCUGAAAGGCCAGGAGAGCGCCGCCUACAACCGCACAUGCAGCCGAAGAGAGUCGCUGCACCACCACUACGCCCAGGACACCAAGAUGGGCUUUGUCAUCAACGCCAUCUACGCCAUGGCCCACGGUCUGCACGCCAUGCAGCAGGAACUCUGCCCGGGGUAUAAGGGUCUGUGUGAGUCCAUGCGGCCCAUCGACGGGCGCCACCUGCUGGAGUUCCUGAUGAGGACCAACUUCACCGGGGUCUCGGGCGAGACCAUCUACUUCGACCAGAGCGGCGACUCCCCCGGCAGGUACGAGAUCAUGAACUUCCAGCUGCUGGACCAGGACCAGUACGCCUACGUGCACGUGGGCAGCUGGGACCAGGGCGGCCUGCGCAUGGACGACAUGGAGGUCUGGAACAACCAGAGCCGGCUCAUCAAGUCCGUCUGCUCCGAGCCCUGCCAGAAGGCCCAGAUCAAGGUGAUCCGCAAAGGGGAGGUGAGCUGCUGCUGGACCUGCACGCCAUGCAAGGACAACGAGUUUGUGUUCGACGAGUACACCUGUCGCUCCUGCCUGCUGGGGUCCUGGCCCACGGACGACCUGCGUGGUUGUGAGCCGAUCCCGGUGCAGUACGUCCGCUGGGGAGAUCCGGAACCGAUCGCCGCCGUGGUCUUCGCCUGUCUGGGUCUGCUGGCGACCCUCUUUGUCACCUCGGUCUUCGUCAAGUUCUGGGACACACCUGUGGUCAAGUCCUCCAGCCGCGAGCUGUGCUACAUCAUCCUGGCCGGGAUCUGUCUGGGCUACCUGUGCACCUUCAGCCUCAUCACCAAGCCACAUAUCGUCUGCUGCUACCUGCAGAGACUCGGUAUCGGACUGUCUCCCGCCAUGAGCUACUCUGCUCUGGUUACCAAGACCAACCGCAUCGCUCGGAUCCUGGCAGGCAGCAAGAAGAAGAUCUGCACCAAGAAGCCUCGCUUCAUGUCCGCCUGCGCACAGUUGGUCAUCGCCUUCCUGCUCAUCCUGCUGCAGCUCGCCAUCAUCGUGGCGCUGCUCGUCAUCGAGCCGCCGGAGGUGAUCCAUGACUACCCCAGCAUACGUGAGGUGCACCUGAUCUGCAACCUCACCACUCUGGGGGUGGUGGCGCCGCUGGGCUACAACGGUCUGCUCAUCCUCAGCUGCACCUUCUACGCCUUCAAGACUCGCAACGUCCCGGCCAACUUCAACGAGGCCAAGUACAUCGCCUUCACCAUGUACACCACCUGCAUCAUCUGGCUGGCCUUCGUGCCCAUCUACUUCGGCUCCAACUACAAGAUCAUCACCAUGUGCUUCAGCGUCAGCCUCAGCGCCACCGUGGCGCUGUGCUGCAUGUUCGUGCCCAAGGUGUACAUCAUGCUGGCCAAGCCGGAGAAGAACGUGCGCAGCGCCUUCACCACGUCCACGGUGGUGCGCAUGCACGUGGGCGACGCCAAGAAGGCGGCCAAGGCGGGCAAGGCGUCCGGCAGCAUGGCCGACCUGUUCAGACGCCGCGCCUCCACGCAGGAGAACGUCAGCUCCAACGGGAAGUCGGCGAGCUGGGAUCACAGCGAGCGCAGCUACCGACCCAACCUGUGGAAGAGGAUGUCCUUCCAUGUCAAGAAGAAGGAGGCGGCGGAAGCCAACCAGACCGCCAUCAUCAAGCCUUUCUCCGCCGCCGACUCCCAGCCGUCGCCCUCCUUCCAGGCCGGAGAGAGCGGCGAGGAGGGCGGAGCCUGGCGGGAGGCAGACAGCGGCGACAUCAGCGUCAUCGGCGUGGGCGAACUGGGGGUAGUCGGAGGUCCUGCAGAGGGCGCCACCGUCGUGGAGCAGAUCAACUGCCUGGUCAACAGCUUCAACGUCGCCGCCGGCCCGCUCGGAGGAAGACCCGCCCACUCCGCCGUGACCAUGCACGCCGAGGUCGCCGCUUUCUGCGAGGGCCGAGCCACGGGGAAGUUGUACGAGCAGCUGGCGGGGACCUGUGCACGCAGACUUCGGGAGGCGGACGCCCUGGCCGCCCUGACCCCGCCCUCGCCCUUCCGGGACGCUUCGCUGAGCUCCGACAGUAGCUCCUCCCACUCCGGGCCCGAGUACGGCCAGCUUCUCCCGCGACACUACAGCCACAGCGCCUCCUCUCUGUAGAGAGAAGUUGGGGGUUCUGAGACAUCUCCGCUGGACUCCUGGAACACACCAAGACCAUAAAAGUCUGCUGUCCUGCCAAAACCGGGGCACAGGCAGCUGAAGACAAGAACCAGGACACAAACAUUCAGGCUCAAAUUGGGGUUUGGACAAAAGAUGACUCAAACGUUGAUUUGGCCGUGACGCAUGCUCUUUUUUUCCCCCUCUUUUGAUGUUUUUUUUGGACCCCCCUGAACUAGUAUGUGUGCCCACAGUCAUUCCCACACACCUGUUCCACUCCCAAAUAAUCCACCACGGGGCCACAGAAAGUUGCGAGUGCGGGCACUUUGACAAAGAAGGUGAGAAACACUGUUGGCCAAAGAUGGUUUGUUGCGAGAAGAAGUGAUGCUUUGAUACAUUUUAGUCAUCGUGAGUAUGCAUUUGUAUCCUCUGUGCAAUGCAAGGGUGUCCCCGUUGGAUGUUGAUGUUGGAUAUCGACUAGAUAUCAGCGAAAAAACCCAAAAACCAGUAUGGGAUCAUAUCGGCUGUCAAUGUAAAAUGUGCGAUACAAGCAGUCUGUUUAUUUGUGUGAUAUAAUUGGCGAUACAAGCGCUCCUGCUGCGUGUUUACUUGUGGGUGAUAUCAUGUGCGAUACGAGCAUCUUUACUCGUGUGUGAUAUCAUGUGCGAUAGAAUCAGCGUGUUUACUUGUUGGUGAUAUCAUGUGCGAUACGAGCAGUCCUGCAGCAUUUUAUUUGUGUGUGAUAUCAUGUGCGAUAGAAUCAGCAUGUUUACUUGUGGGUGAUAUCAUGUGCGAUACAAGCAGUCUGUUUAUUUGUGUGAUAUAAUUUGCGAUACAAGCGCUCCUGCAGCGUGUUUACUUGUGGGUAAUAUCAUGUGCGAUACGAGCAGUCCUGCAGCAUCUUUACUUGUGUGUGAUAUCAUGUGCGAUAGCAUCAGCGUGUUUACUUGUGUGUGAUAUCAUGUGCGAUACAAGCAGUCCUGCAGCGUGUUUACUUGUGUGUGGUAUCAUGUGCGAUACAAGCAGUCCUGCAUCGUGUUUACUUGUGUGUGGUAUCGUGCGCGAUACAAGCAGUCCUGCAGCGUGUUUACUUGCAUAUGAUAUCAUGUGCGAUUCAAGCAGUCCUGAAACGUGUUUACUUGUGUGUGAUAUCGUGCGCGAUACAAGCAGUCCUGCAGCGUGUUUACUUGUGUGUGAUAUCAUGUGUGAUACAAGCAGUCCUGCAUUGUUUACUUGCAUGUGAUAUCAUGUGUAAUACAAGCAGCGUGAUUACUUGUUUGUGAUAUCAUGUGCAAUACAAGCAGUGUUUUACUUGUGUGUAAUAUGUGCGAUACAAGCAGCGUGUUUACUUAUGUAUGUUAUCAUGUGCGAUACAAGCAGUCCUGCAGUGUGUUUACUUGCGUGUGAUAUCAUGUGCGAUACAAUCAGUCGUAAAGUGUGUUUACUUGCGUGUGAUAUCAUGUGCGAUACAAUCAGUCCUGAAGUGUGUUUACUUGCGUGUGAUAUCAUGUGCGAUACAAGCAGUCCUGCAGUGUGUUUACUUGUGUGCGAUACCAUGUGUGAUACAAGCAGUCCUGCAUCGUGUUUACUUGCGUGUGAUAUCCUGUGCGAUACAAGCAGUCCUGCAGCGUGUUUACUUGUAUGUGAUAUCAUGUGCGAUUCAAGCAGUCCUGAAACGUGUUUACUUGUGUGUGAUAUCGUGCGCGAUACAAGCAGUCCUGCAGCGUGUUUACUUGUGUGUGAUAUCAUGUGUGAUACAAGCAGUCCUGAAUUGUUUACUUGCAUGUGAUAUCAUGUGUAAUACAAGCAGCGUGAUUACUUGUUUGUGAUAUCAUGUGCAAUACAAGCAGUGUUUUUACUUGUGUGUAAUAUCAUGUGCGAUACAAGCAGCGUGUUUACUUAUGUAUGUUAUCAUGUGCGGUACAAGCAGUCCUGCAGCGUGUUUACUUGUGUGUGAUAUCAUGUGUGAUACAAGCAGUCCUGAAUUGUUUACUUGCAUGUGAUAUCAUGUGUAAUACAAGCAGCGUGAUUACUUGUGUGUAAUAUCAUGUGCGAUACAAGCAGCGUGUUUACUUAUGUAUGUUAUCAUGUGCGAUACAAGCAGUCCUGCUGCGUGUUUACUUGUGUGUGAUAUCAUGUGCGAUACAAGCAGUCCUGAAGCGUGUUUACUUGCGUAUGAUAUCAUGUGCGAUACAAGCAGUCCUGCAGUGUGUUUACUUGCGUGUGAUAUCAUGUGUGAUACAAGCAAUCCUGCAGCUUGUUUGCUUGUGUGUGAUAUCAUGUGUGAUACAAGCAGUCCUGCAGCGUGUUUACUUGUGUGUGGUAUCAUGUGCGAUACAAGCAGUCCUACAGCGUGUUUACUUGUGUGUGAUAUCAUGUGCGAUUCAAGCAGUCCUGAAACGUGUUUACUUGUGUGUGAUAUCGUGCGCGAUACAAGCAGUCCUGCAGCGUGUUUACUUGUGUGUGAUAUCAUGUGUGAUACAAGCAGCGUGAUUACUUGUUUGUGAUAUCAUGUGCAAUACAAGCAGUGUUUUUACUUGUUUGUAAUAUCAUGUGCGAUACAAGCAGUCCUGCAGUGUGUUUACUUGCGUGUGAUAUCAUGUGUGAUACAAUCAGUCCUAAAGUGUGUUUACUUGCGUGUGAUAUCAUGUGCGAUACAAUCAGUCCUGAAGUGUGUUUACUUGCGUGUGAUAUCAUGUGUGAUACAAGCAGUCCUGCUUCGUGUUUACUUGCGUGUGAUAUCAUGUGCGAUACAAGCAGUCCUGCAGCGUGUUUACUUGUGUGUGAUAUCAUGUGUGAUACAAGCAGUCCUGCAGCGUGUUUACUUGUGUGUGAUAUCAUGUGCGAUUCAAGCAGUCCUGAAACGUGUUUACUUGUGUGUGAUAUCAUGUGUGAUACAAGCAGUCUUGCAGCGUGUUUACUUGUGUGUGAUAUCAUGUGCAAUACAAGCAGUGUUUUUACUUGUGUGUAAUAUCAUGUGCGAUACAAGCAGCGUGUUUACUUAUGUAUGUUAUCAUGUGCGGUACAAGCAGUCCUGCAGCGUGUUUACUUGUGUGUGAUAUCAUGUGUGAUACAAGCAGUCCUGAAUUGUUUACUUGCAUGUGAUAUCAUGUGUAAUACAAGCAGCGUGAUUACUUGUGUGUAAUAUCAUGUGCGAUACAAGCAGCGUGUUUACUUAUGUAUGUUAUCAUGUGCGAUACAAGCAGUCCUGCUGCGUGUUUACUUGUGUGUGAUAUCAUGUGCGAUACAAGCAGUCCUGAAGCGUGUUUACUUGCGUAUGAUAUCAUGUGCGAUACAAGCAGUCCUGCAGUGUGUUUACUUGCGUGUGAUAUCAUGUGUGAUACAAGCAAUCCUGCAGCUUGUUUGCUUGUGUGUGAUAUCAUGUGUGAUACAAGCAGUCCUGCAGCGUGUUUACUUGUGUGUGGUAUCAUGUGCGAUACAAGCAGUCCUACAGCGUGUUUACUUGUGUGUGAUAUCAUGUGCGAUUCAAGCAGUCCUGAAACGUGUUUACUUGUGUGUGAUAUCGUGCGCGAUACAAGCAGUCCUGCAGCGUGUUUACUUGUGUGUGAUAUCAUGUGUGAUACAAGCAGCGUGAUUACUUGUUUGUGAUAUCAUGUGCAAUACAAGCAGUGUUUUUACUUGUGUGUAAUAUCAUGUGCGAUACAAGCAGUCCUGCAGUGUGUUUACUUGCGUGUGAUAUCAUGUGUGAUACAAUCAGUCCUAAAGUGUGUUUACUUGCGUGUGAUAUCAUGUGCGAUACAAUCAGUCCUGAAGUGUGUUUACUUGCGUGUGAUAUCAUGUGUGAUACAAGCAGUCCUGCUUCGUGUUUACUUGCGUGUGAUAUCAUGUGCGAUACAAGCAGUCCUGCAGCGUGUUUACUUGUGUGUGAUAUCAUGUGUGAUACAAGCAGUCCUGCAGCGUGUUUACUUGUGUGUGAUAUCAUGUGCGAUUCAAGCAGUCCUGAAACGUGUUUACUUGUGUGUGAUAUCAUGUGUGAUACAAGCAGUCUUGCAGCGUGUUUACUUGUGUGUGAUAUCAUGUGUGAUACAAUCAGUCCUAAAGUGUGUUUACUUGCGUGUGAUAUCAUGUGCGAUACAAGCAGUCCUGCAGUGUGUUUACCUGUGUGUGAUACCAUGUGUGAUACAAGCAGUCCUGCAGCGUGUUUACUUGCGUGUGAUAUCAUGUGCGAUACAAGCAGCGAGUUUACUUGUGCAGAGUUGGCCUCCCACUGAACAUGUAAAUGUCCUCCAAUCAGCACACCAUCCCUUCUACGUCAGUCAGAGUAUUUACGAGAGGUAAACGUGCUAGGCUACUCGGAGCCAGCAGCUACACAACAGCCAAGCACACAAUAGCACACAAGCUAGACCUACGUAAUAAUCAAUGAACAAUAAACCAGCACCUGUGUCAAAGUACAAACCCCGUUUCCAUGUGAGUUGGGAAAUUGUGUUAGAUGUAAAUAUAAACAGAAUACAAUUAACUUAAAAUUUCAUGGCAGCAACACGUGCCAAAGUAGUUGGGAAAGGGCAUGUUCACCACUGUGUUACAUCACCUUUUCUUUUAACAACACUCAAUAAACGUUUGGGAACUGAGGAAACUAAUUGUUGAAGCUUUGAAAGUUGAAUUCUUUCCCAUUCUUGUUUUAUGUAGAGCUUCAGUCCUUCAACAGUCCGGGGUCUCCGCUGUCCUAUUUUACGCUUCACACAUUUUCCAUGGGAGACAGGUCUGGACUGCAGGCGGGCCAAGAAAGUACCCGCACUCUUUUUUUUAUGAAGCCACGCUGUUGUAACACUUGUAUUGCUGAAAUAAGCAGGGGCGUCCAUGAUAACCCGCCUUGGAUGACAACAUAUGUUGUUCCAAAACCUGUAUGUACCUUUCAGCAUUAAUGGUGCCUUCACAGAUGUGUAAGUUACCCAUGCCUUGGGCACUAAUGCACCCCCAUACCAUCACACAUGCUGGCUUUUACACUUUGCGCCUUGAAAAAUACGGAUGGUUCUUUUCCUCUUUGUUCCAAGGACACGACGUCCACAGUUUCCAAAUAAAAUUUGAAACGUGGACUCGUCAGACCACAGAACACUUUUCCACUUUGCAUCAGUCCAUCUUAGAUGAGCUCUGGCGUUCCUGGGUGUUGUUGAUAAAUGGCUUUGCAUAGUAUCAAUCAAUCAAUCAAUCAAUGUUUAUUUAUAUAGCCCCAAAUCACAAAUGUCUCAAAGGACUGCACAAAUCAUUACGACUACAACAUCCUCGGAAGAACCCACAAAAGGGCAAGGAAAACUCACACCCAGUGGGCAGGGAUAAUUCACAUCCAGUGGGACGCCAGUGACAAUGCUGACUAUGAGAAACUUUGGAGAGGACCUCAGAUGUGGGCAACCCCCCCCCCCCUCUAGGGGACCGAAAGCAAUGGAUGUGGAGCGGGUCUAACAUGAUACUGUGAAAGUUCAAUCCAUAGUGGCUCCAACACAGCCGCGAGAGUUCAGUUCAAGCGGAUCUAAGACAGCAGCUAGAGUCCCGUCCACAGGAAACCAUCCCAAGCGGAGGCGGAUCAGCAGCGUAGAGAUGUCCCCAACCGAUACACAGGCGAGCGGUCCAUCCUGGGUCCCGACUCUGGACAGCCAGUACUUCAUCCAUGGUCAUCGGACCGGACCCCCUCCACAAGGGAGGGGGGGGACAUAGGAGAAAGAAAAGAAGCGGCAGAUCAACUGGUCUAAAAAGGAGGUCUAUUUAAAGGCUAGAGUAGAGUUUUAACUUGCACUUACAGAUGUAGCGACCAACUGUAGUUACUGACAGUGGUUUUAUGAAGUGUUCCUGAGCCCAUGUGGUGAUAUCCUUUACACACUGAUGUCAGUUUUUGAUGCAGUACUGCCUGAGGGAUCAACGGUCCAUAAUAUAAUCGCUUACGUGCAGUGAUUUCUCCAGAUUCUCUGAACCUUUUGAUGAUAUUAUGGAGCGUAGAUGUUGAAAUCCCUAAAUUUCUUGCAAUGUCACUUUGAGAAAGGUUGUUCUUAAACUGUUUGACUAUUUGCUCACGCAGUUGUGGACAAAGGGGUGUACCUCGCCCCAUCCUUUCUUGUGAAAGACUGAAGCUGUUUUUAUAGCCAAUCAUGGCACCCACCUGUUCCCAAUUAGCCUGCACACCUGUGGGAUGUUCCCAAUAAGUGUUUGAUGAGCAUUCCUCAACUUUAUCAGUAUUUGUUGCCACCUUUCCCAACUUCUUUGUCACGUGUUGCUGGCAUCAAAUUCUAAAGUUAAUGAUUAUUAGCAAAAAAUACAGUUCAUGAGUUUGAACAUGAAAUAUGUUGUCUUUGUAGCAUAUUCAACUGAAUAUGGCUUGAAAAGGAUUUGCAAAUCAUUGUAUUCUGUUUAUAUUUACAUCUAACACCAUUUCCCAACUCAUAUGGAAACAGGGUUUGUAAAAAAAAAAGGGACUAAUGAAUACUUAACUUUUUCGGUCUUUUUUGCCACGUGUGCCAGCUUUUUUGGAACACGUUUUUUGCUAAAAUUGGCAAAAAAUAACAAUGUUUUCCAGUUUGAACAUGAAAUAUGUUGUCUUUGUAGCAUAUUCAACUGAAUAUGGCUUGAAAAUGAUUUGCAAAUCAUUGUAUUCUGUUUAUAUUUACAUCUAACACCAUUUCCCAACUCAUAUGGAAACGGGGUUUGUACAACGCCAUCAAGUCAUUGUAGUGGCGUAUUAAAAAGUGUCCAGUAACAAACGUGUCCGCAUCAUUCAAGUCCCUGCAUGAAUGAUGGUGAACACCAGGUGUCGCCCAAGAAACAAAAAAAGCAAUGACCACUCCGCUUCAUCUUAAAGACGACACACACCAUUCCAGACGGUUCAUAAUAAACACGCUUGUGUUUUUCUGACUCUUUCCAAUGCUCCACACCUCCACGUAACAAAAAAGAUGCAUGAUAUCCAGGCUCCAGUAUCGCCAUGGGGACACCCAUCAUAGAAUGUUGGCAUGUAUCGACCCUAUUUGACACUAUUUGAUGAGAUCUCACUCUUUUGCUGUGUCGGCAAUAACACAAAAGAUGCUUGGUGAACUUUGUUUACAUGCUGAAUGUGGCUUUUAACCCCAAACUCUUUUCUACUUCCUAUUAAAUUGUUUGCCAAUCAUAA
Messenger RNA from Nerophis ophidion (straightnose pipefish), 10614 nucleotides. RefSeq names its product metabotropic glutamate receptor 5-like. NCBI's taxonomy places the organism in Eukaryota, Metazoa, Chordata, Actinopteri, Syngnathiformes, Syngnathidae. Gene Ontology annotation, cellular component: postsynaptic density membrane. Gene Ontology annotation, molecular function: adenylate cyclase inhibiting G protein-coupled glutamate receptor activity; G protein-coupled receptor activity involved in regulation of postsynaptic membrane potential. The record is from RefSeq and is a predicted model, not a curated record. The coding region runs from base 228 to 3506 and encodes 1092 amino acids. The transcript is spliced from 19 exons. Gene Ontology annotation, biological process: trans-synaptic signaling by endocannabinoid, modulating synaptic transmission; G protein-coupled glutamate receptor signaling pathway; regulation of synaptic transmission, glutamatergic.